Carassius gibelio (silver crucian carp) is the source of this 3091-nucleotide messenger RNA. RefSeq names its product cytohesin-3. NCBI's taxonomy places the organism in Eukaryota, Metazoa, Chordata, Actinopteri, Cypriniformes, Cyprinidae. Gene Ontology annotation, biological process: regulation of ARF protein signal transduction. The transcript has 13 exons. Bases 224 to 1408 code for a protein of 394 amino acids. Gene Ontology annotation, molecular function: guanyl-nucleotide exchange factor activity. The record is from RefSeq and is a predicted model, not a curated record.
UUCACACAAGCCUCUCUAUGGAUGAAGGCGAAUGGGAGCUGGCGGAGAGCGGUCUGCAUAUUUAUUUAUUUCGCCAAGAUUUAUGUUCAUCUAGGCAGCAAUUUAUAGAAUAUGCGAAUGUCAAUUAGAGCAGCCCUUGAACUGGAUCCAGACCAGUGUUAUAUUAUUUGGGUAGUAAUCUAAGUAGGACGUUAUUUACAUCAAGUCCCUUCACAGAAUAAACAUGGAUGAAGAUAACCGAGUGCCUGAAGAUCUCUCAAUGGAAGAGAGAGAUGAACUGUCCAACAUUAGACGGAGGAAAAAAGAACUGCUAGAUGACAUUGAGCGGUUAAAGUUUGAGAUCUCAGAAGUUAUGACAGAGAUUGAGAAUUUAACGUGUGUCACAGAGACCAAAAGCACUCAGAGGAACAAGCAGAUUGCUGUUGGAAGAAAGAAAUUCAAUAUGGAUCCUAAAAAGGGAAUCCAGUUUCUUUUGGAGAAUGAUCUUCUGCAGCACACACCUGAGAACAUCGCACAGUUCCUCUAUAAAGGAGAAGGCUUAAACAAAACUGCUAUAGGAGAUUAUUUAGGGGAACGAGAUGACUUCAAUAUUAAGGUUUUGCAGGCAUUUGUGGAGCUUCAUGAGUUUGCUGAUCUUAACCUGGUGCAAGCAUUGAGGCAGUUUUUGUGGAGUUUCAGACUUCCUGGUGAAGCACAGAAAAUUGAUCGAAUGAUGGAGGCCUUUGCUGCUCGAUAUUGCCAGUGUAACCCAGGUGUCUUUCAGUCCACAGACACAUGCUAUGUUCUUUCGUUCUCUGUCAUCAUGCUCAACACCAGCCUGCACAACCCUAAUGUCAGAGACAAGCCCUCGGUGGAAAGAUUCAUAACCAUGAAUCGGGGCAUCAACGAGGGAGGAGAUCUGCCUGAGGAGCUGCUCAGAAAUUUAUAUGAAAGCAUUAAGAAUGAGCCUUUCAAAAUUCCUGAAGACGAUGGGAACGAUCUAACUCACACAUUCUUUAAUCCAGACAGAGAGGGAUGGCUGCUAAAACUAGGGGGAAGAGUGAAGACCUGGAAGAGGAGGUGGUUCAUUUUGACAGAUAACUGUCUAUAUUACUUUGAAUAUACAACAGACAAAGAGCCUCGGGGGAUCAUUCCACUGGAGAAUCUUAGUAUAAGAGAGGUGGAAGAACCAAGAAAACCAAAUUGCUUUGAGCUCUACAACCCCAGUCAUAAGGGGCAGGUAAUAAAGGCGUGCAAGACAGAGGCUGAUGGGAAGGUGGUGGAGGGGAAUCACGUGGUGUACAGAAUAUCUGCACCCACGCCGGAGGAGAAAGAAGAGUGGAUCAAAUCCAUCAAGGCAAGCAUUAGCAGGGAUCCUUUCUAUGACAUGCUGGCUACUAGGAAACGGCGAGUGGCCACUAAAAAGUGAGCCAUAGACCUUCAGUUUGGGUUUAAUAAUCACUCUUCAAGUGGAAACCUUCACAUGGGGUCGGGCAUGUUGCAGGAGGUGACAGACGAGACACAAGCUCUCUGAACACGAAGGACAAGUUUUUAGAUAUGAUGGUGUCUGUAUAGGUCCUGAGGUAAUCGAAGGGGUAAUGUGCUAAAAAUAUUUAUCUCUGAAUGGAUUGUGAAUGGAAGACAGUGAUGGUGAUGAUGCAUUUAUAUUCUGAAUGUUUGUCAAAACGAACUUUGCCUAAAGAGUGAUGACUGAUUCAACUAUACUACGAUAUUUGACUAAUUUCAUGUGCGGGUGUAAUAUAGAGUAAUUAGCGCCCCCUGCUGCAUACAACCAGAACCUAUUGCAAAUUUCGAGGUAUAGUUAAAUGGAGAUGUUCGCAAGGCAAAAGUCUAAAUUUAAGCUUUAGUAUUGAUUAGAUGUUGAUGAAAUGUAUGUAAAGUAUACCAAACUACUGUAAAUGUCAAUUCCAUUCAGUUUUUCAGAAAUUUCAGGUGUAGUCUGUGAAUACAGAAAAUAAUCCAUAUGGCAGGGAGUCUUGCCGAGUGUAUUUUUUUUGUGCUAUCGUAUGAUUUCAAAUAUUAUUCAUUGUUAGUCAGUAGUUUUAAAUGAUUUUACUUUUAUUUGUGUCAUGUCAUAGUCAUCCAAAUCAGCAGGACUGGUUGCAUUAAUUGGAAGAGAAAAUAACCAGAAAGCUUUUACAUAUUAUAUUUAUUAUGUUUUUAAGGUCCUUAUAGUAUUAUAAAAUACUGUUAAAAAAUCUAUUUCUGAAGUUCUCUUACUAAUGAUGUCUUUUUAAGAAUAAUGGAAACUGCACCAAUUUGAUUCACCUUCCGAUUUAAUUUGUUACUUAUAUAAGUUAAUGUAUUUUAUUUUUGUAAUACUGGCAACGUUAUGUGAACUUAUGUUUAGUUUUUUACUAUGUUUGCAAAUAACACAAAUACCAUCACUAUUUUAAUUAUUUAAAGUUUUUUGGGAACUCCAUAGAUAUAAAACUAUGUAUUUACAGCUAGUCAUUUGAGAGCUUUUAUGUGAAUGUUUUAUAUUUCUCAUAGUUUAUUGCAGAGACACUGCUAGGAUUGUUUUUUUUUUUUUAACUCAUGUAUUUAUGGAGCAGGCUUGCAUUAGUAGCGAAAAGUUGAACCGUUUUGCAUGUUAUUGCUUUGCAAGUAAUGUGUGCUCUAAUCUUGCAAUUAAUGUUUUGUGCAGUUUUAUAUUAAGCUGCUUUCAGUACAUUUUGUCCACAAGCCUAACUGCUAUUGGGUUAUCCAGACAAAUAAAUGACAAUUAUAUUCUGAUUUGCUGGUGUAUAGGGCAGAAGCACAUUAAAUUGAAGUCUUAAGCUAUGUUUGAGUUCCGAAUGCGGAGAUAAUAGCUUUUAAAAAAAAAUACUACACCUUGACAUCAAUUAAGAUAUUUUCAAAAAACAUAUCUCACAAGUCAUUCUUUAUAUGUAAAAAAGGAAACCCCACACUUUACAAAACCAAACACGUCCCAUCAUCACAUACGUUCAUUCACUCCAACAAAACACUGUAAACAUAGUGAGAGAAAAUAUUACAAUUUCAGACAUUAAGGCCGUUUUCUCUCACUCAACAUAUUGUACACUGUAUACAUUUACUUUAACAUGCUACAGUAAAAUGAAGGUGAAUAUAA